UGUAUGCGUCCCCGUCCCGCCCAUUUAAUUUAGUCUCACUGACAGGAAAAGAUACAAGAUGGCGGCGGCAGACGGAGACGAUUCCUUAUACCCUAUUGCCGUGCUAAUUGAUGAACUGCGCAACGAGGAUGUGCAGCUUCGUCUUAACAGCAUCAAGAAGCUUUCUACUAUUGCAUUGGCUUUGGGAGUUGAACGAACACGCAGUGAACUUCUUCCAUUCCUGACUGAUACAAUUUAUGAUGAAGAUGAAGUACUUUUGGCUUUGGCUGAACAGCUGGGGACCUUUACUACACUGGUUGGUGGACCAGAAUUUGUGCAUUGCCUUUUGCCUCCACUUGAAAGUCUGGCAACCGUUGAGGAGACUGUGGUGAGGGACAAAGCAGUCGAAUCUCUUCGUGCAAUUUCUCAUGAGCACUCGCCCUCAGACCUUGAAGCACACUUUGUACCUCUGGUAAAACGUCUGGCCAGCGGGGAUUGGUUCACUUCCCGCACCUCUGCUUGCGGCCUUUUCAGUGUAUGCUAUCCAAGGGUAUCCAGCACUGUAAAGGCUGAACUUAGGCAACAUUUUCGAAAUCUGUGCUCAGAUGACACUCCAAUGGUUAGGCGAGCAGCUGCUUCCAAAUUGGGUGAAUUUGCAAAAGUCUUGGAGCUAGAAAAUGUGAAGAGUGAAAUAAUUCCUAUGUUUUCUAAUCUUGCAUCUGAUGAACAGGAUUCUGUACGUCUGCUGGCAGUAGAAGCCUGUGUGAACAUAGCUCAGCUUCUACCACAGGAAGAGCUGGAACCGUUGGUUAUGCCUAUUCUGCGUCAGGCAGCUGAGGACAAGUCGUGGCGUGUACGGUACAUGGUAGCAGACAAGUUUACAGAGCUCCAGAAAGCUGUUGGAGCUGAAAUUACAAAAACGGACUUGGUUCCUGCUUUCCAAAAUUUAAUGAAAGAUUGUGAAGCUGAAGUACGAGCUGCUGCUUCCCACAAGGUCAAAGAAUUUUCUGAGAAUCUGUCAGCUGACUGCCGUGAAAAUGUUAUAAUGACCCAGAUAUUACCCUGCGUCAAGGAGCUUGUUUCUGAUGCUAAUCAACAUGUGAAAUCUGCACUGGCUUCUGUCAUAAUGGGUCUUUCUCCUAUUCUUGGUAAAGACAACACAAUUGAACAUCUCCUUCCUCUGUUCCUUGCACAGCUAAAAGAUGAGUGUCCAGAAGUGCGGCUUAACAUUAUAUCAAAUCUUGACUGUGUCAAUGAGGUCAUUGGCAUCCGGCAGCUUUCCCAGUCACUUCUUCCUGCAAUUGUGGAGCUAGCAGAAGAUGCCAAGUGGCGUGUACGGUUGGCUAUCAUUGAAUACAUGCCUCUUCUUGCUGGGCAGCUGGGGGUGGAUUUUUUCGAUGAAAAGUUGAAUUCCUUGUGCAUGGCAUGGUUGGUGGAUCAUGUUUAUGCCAUUAGGGAGGCAGCCACAAGUAAUUUGAAGAAACUGGUGGAGAAAUUUGGUAAAGACUGGGCUCAGGCCACCAUAAUCCCCAAAGUGCUGGCGAUGUCCAAUGAUCCAAACUACCUUCACAGGAUGACUACAUUAUUCUGCAUAAAUGUUCUUUCAGAAGUUUGUGGCCAGGAGAUUACUACAAAACACAUGUUGCCUACAGUUGUUAGAAUGGCUGGUGAUGCUGUUGCUAAUGUGAGAUUUAAUGUGGCUAAGUCUCUUCAGAAGAUUGGACCCAUACUUGACAACAGCACCCUGCAAAAUGAAGUGAAACCAGUACUUGAGAAGUUAACCCAAGACCAAGAUGUAGAUGUAAAGUAUUUUGCACAGGAAGCGCUUACAGUUUUGGCUUUGGCGUAAGGAUACAAGCUAUCUGGCACUCAACUAUCACCAGAACAUCCUGAUUCCACGCACGAAAUCCUGCUAGUGUUUAUUCUCAUGGCUAAACACUGAAAGCUACCUUUAAGUCCCACCUUGCUCAGUGGUGUCUUGUUUUCCCUUUUUCUCUAAUGCUGAACAUUGAUAACAUGUACAUUUGUUAUCUGAUGUGGCUUUAAACACCAACGUGCAGUUUUUAUAUCCCACUGAAUGGGGGAGGGAAGGUAACACAUUUGUAGGGCUGUUUGAUUACUAUCCUAUUGUGUAUUGAGAUUCAUUGUGGAAAUACAGGUUUUUGUCUCAAUAUAGCUAUUCCCAUAUUAAGUCCCUGUUUAAUUCUAUAUUUUUUUAUAUUCAUUCAUGCAUUGGAAACGCACUAGUUGAACACUAAAUUAUGUCCAUAUUGCAGUAAUGUUGUGGAUUUCAAACCGCUAUUAGAAUCCCAUGAAAGUAUAGUACUGCUACAUGCUGUAUUACUUUUUUGUACUAUAUGCGUUAUCUUUUUACUUGCUUAAUUAUCUAAACUUCUUUCCUUUUUAUCACUGGAACGGUGAACCCUUUGUAAAUGGUUCGGGACCCAUGCUUUUGGUCUUAAAAGGAAAUACAGAAAUACUCCCCAAAAGGCCUUGAACGCAAAGCUUUGUGAAGCUAUAUUAUCACUGUUAAAACAUUGUUUAAACCAAUAUGCAUGAAUUUACGUUUUUAAAAAAGAUUUUGAAAGUAUCUUUCAGAUAAAUGCAAAAGUCCUGGUUUGUACAGUGCUCAUAAUAGGUAUUAAAGUUUAAUAAAUCUGA
Molecule: messenger RNA, 2640 nt
Organism: Bombina bombina (fire-bellied toad)
Lineage: Eukaryota; Metazoa; Chordata; Amphibia; Anura; Bombinatoridae
Product: serine/threonine-protein phosphatase 2A 65 kDa regulatory subunit A alpha isoform
Exons: 15
Coding region: 59-1828 (589 amino acids)
Biological process (GO): protein dephosphorylation
Cellular component (GO): protein phosphatase type 2A complex; cytoplasm
Molecular function (GO): protein binding; protein phosphatase regulator activity
Source: RefSeq, a predicted model, not a curated record